CCCUGCUCCAUGUUGUUCUGUUUUUGUUUUGUUUGUUUCAUAAACCGUCCCCUAAUGGAAAAUAGCUAGUAGCUGCCGGGCAUGGUCUGGAAAAGCCGUUGGGCGUGCCAGCUAGACCCAACGCCCAUGUUGAUCCUCGGAACACUCAGCCGCUCUCUGGAUCAACAAUCUGCCUCAAAUGGCCCGAGUUCUACUGGCAAGACAGGACAUUUGGCGCUGUUGGCAGUGAAGCAGCAGCGCACCUCGAUGCCACCACAGCAGGCCGGCCACAUGCAUAUUUGGGCACAUGCUGGCAACAGCCCCUUCUCUUUGCUCCUCAAGUCAUGCUUGUGCAUCUUAUUCCAUGCACCACGCUCUCCAUUCCAACUAUACAGGCCUAUGACCAGUCCUUCAGCCCUGUGCUGCUUGUUUUUAUCCAUCUACACGUUCACAACGCAGUCGAGCAAGAGUGUCCUUCAUCCACUGAUGCCGUGUCUCCAGGCAGAGGCAUACAUGGAUAUCCAUUCUCCACUCUGAUAAUCUAGCUCCCGAGAUGAGUGUGGUAGUCUCGUUGAAUACGCUGUCCCUUGAUCUUGAACCUACAGAAGACAGCUAAAAACGAAAUGCUAAUACCCGCUGGUUCUUGAUGCGAGGAAAGGCCUAUUAAAGUGGAUAGGGCGCACACACAUGUUUGUCACAGCAUGAUAAAGCUUUUGGCGGGAUUUUAGUAGAAACAAGACACUGAGAUGUAAACAGAAAAUACAGAUGUUUUGAGAA
Linderina pennispora is the source of this 756-nucleotide messenger RNA. RefSeq lists its product as uncharacterized. NCBI's taxonomy places the organism in Eukaryota, Fungi, Kickxellomycota, Kickxellomycetes, Kickxellales, Kickxellaceae. The transcript has a single exon. The record is from RefSeq and is a predicted model, not a curated record. The coding region runs from base 82 to 516 and encodes 144 amino acids.